Cyprinus carpio (common carp) is the source of this 1148-nucleotide messenger RNA. Its product is annotated as THAP domain-containing protein 6-like. The transcript has 6 exons. NCBI's taxonomy places the organism in Eukaryota, Metazoa, Chordata, Actinopteri, Cypriniformes, Cyprinidae. Bases 1 to 780 code for a protein of 259 amino acids. The record is from RefSeq and is a predicted model, not a curated record.
AUGACGUGCUGGAGCGUAACCCAGUGUCGCCGCCAUAUUGAAACCAGAUCGCAUGGGAUUACCUUUCACAAGUUUCCGAGUGAUACAGGCUUGAGGAGGCAAUGGGAAGUUGCUAUAAGACGGGAGGGUUUUGUUGUGACUGAGUCGUCAAAGCUCUGUAGUGAGCACUUCAAGCUUGAUGAUUUUGACAGGACGGGUCAGAUUGUCAGGCUUAGAGAUGGCGCGACUCCAUCUGUCUUCAACUUCCCAUGUCAUCUCCAAAGACCUGUAGUGACAAGGAACACAAAAACUUCAAGGAAAGCUGAAGAGAGCCUACCAGUGGACCUUUCUCAGCAUUUCCCUGAAAGUGAACCUCAGCCCAAUGAUGACCACUCCUAUGCAUUGCCCAAUUCUCCUACUCGUCUAAAGGCCAGACUCUGUGAAGCUUUGGCUAGAGUGGAGAGUCUAGAGCGGGAGAAGCAAAAUGCAAAGGCCCGAGAACGGAGAGCAAAGAAAACCGUAAAGAGUCUUCUGGAAGAUCUGAAGGAAACGAACCUUAUAAAUGAGGAGUUGAAUGAAAGGCUUGACUUCCACUCUGAUCUUCAGAUAGACCUCUUUUCAAAGCCGAGCCAUGAAUACACCAAGGACCAGAGAGAGUUUGCCCUCACACUGCACCUCCAUGGUCCGAAAGCAUACAGUUACCUGAGAAAUUCUCUGCAUCUUCCUCUGCCACAUCCACAUACAUUGCAACGGUGUAGUACAUGUUUUUUUUUAAUUACACUUUUUAAACAUACUGGUUAAAAUACUUAAACACUUCAGCCCUACACAAUGUACAGCAAACAGGGAACUGAUGUAGAAGUUUUGAGCGUGUAUGUGCUAUUUUCACUAUUUUUUGAAAGUCUUGGAAAAAAGAACAAUCUUAGAAAAAAAUAAAAAAGUGCCCAAAAUAGGGAUCCAAGGGUUGAAGCACUUAAAUAGCUAUUUAUUUUCUUUUUGUAAAGGUGGAUGCAAUCAGUGGAUGCCAAGCCUGGGCUCAACACAAUGAUGUUGGACUUGUUGCAGAGAAGGCGUGAAGAAGACCCUGCUAAAUAAGGCUCUGUGGCCCUCAUGUUGGAUGACAUGGCCAUCAAAAAACAUGUCCAGUACAAUCCCUAUACCCAGACAAUGUC